Messenger RNA from Cydia strobilella, 1245 nucleotides. It is a transcript of the gene Galphaf, whose product is annotated as guanine nucleotide-binding protein G(f) subunit alpha. The coding region runs from base 88 to 1245 and encodes 385 amino acids. The transcript has 10 exons. Lineage: Eukaryota; Metazoa; Arthropoda; Insecta; Lepidoptera; Tortricidae. Gene Ontology annotation, biological process: adenylate cyclase-activating dopamine receptor signaling pathway; sensory perception of chemical stimulus. The record is from RefSeq and is a predicted model, not a curated record. Gene Ontology annotation, molecular function: G protein-coupled receptor binding; G-protein beta/gamma-subunit complex binding; guanyl nucleotide binding. Gene Ontology annotation, cellular component: heterotrimeric G-protein complex.
UGAUUCCCCGACACACGGCCACUGUGAUUUGUCUUGUGCGUGCCUCCGGCCUUGCUAUAAUAAACAUACGAUUGUCGAACAUUAAACAUGAGGCUAAUACCAUGCAUGAAGGCGCAGGACGAGGACGAAGACCACUCGCGAUACAUCGACCGGGAGAUCAAGAACUGGAUCAAGAACUAUAAUGACGCUAUCAAACUGCUACUUCUUGGAACUGGUGAGAGCGGCAAAACCACCAUCAUCAAGCAGAUGAAGAUUCUGCACAUACAUGGAUUUAGCCAGAGCGAACGUGUAGAGAAGGCCAACCACAUACGUCACAACAUCCAUGAGUCGAUAUAUGACAUCAUACGCCACAUGGAGCCUUUGGGCAUCAAGCUGGGUAAUGCUAAGAAUGUUCAAGCACAGAACUACAUACUGCGGUGCGGCGCUGACGGUCCACCACACUAUGACGAGGAAUAUUUCGAGAACGUCCGAGCUCUGUGGCGAGACAGCGGCGUCCGCGAGUGCUUUAAAAGGUCCAACGAAUACCAGCUGAUAGACAGCGCCGAAUAUUUCCUGGACAGGAUUGAUCUGAUAGAGAAGUCGGAUUACUCGCCACCCGACGCCGAUAUACUGAGGUGUCGUCAGAAAACUACUGGUAUACAGAAGAUAGAAUUUAAAGUCAAGGUGCCUAAAUCGAUGCACGGCGGUAUACAGGAAUUUUGGAUGUUUGAUGUCGGUGGGCAGAGAGGUGAACGGAAAAAAUGGAUCCAGGUAUUCGAAGGUAUCCAUGCCAUCUGGUUUCUCGUAGCGUGCAGUGAUUUCGACCAAACACUGAGGGAGGACUGCGCCACCAACCGGCUGAAGGAGUCGCUGACGCUCUUCGAAGACGUAUGGCAGAGCAGAUUUCUACUAGAAGCGGGUCUGAUAGUGUUUCUCAACAAGCAAGAUUUGCUCAGCCGCAAGGUGGAGCGUGGGGGGAGCAUCGCCCCCCACUUCCCCGAUUACCACAAUUUUCCCGGACAUGGCGGCGAAUACGAACGAACGAGAGACUUCAUUCGACAGAUGUUUGUUGACGUAACGCAGAAGCAGCGUCGACGCGCGGCAGCGCCGUCCGCCGAGCGGUUCGUGGUGGGCGCCGCGUACCGCCCGCGCGAGUGCUACUUCCACUUCACCACUGCCACUGAUACGGACAAUGUGCGCACCGUGUUUCGAGACACACAUCAGAUUAUAUUGACGCAUGCGCUGUCUAAUAUCGGUGUCUACUGA